AUGGGUAUCUGCGCCUCAUGUCUAGGACGUAAUCGUCGGGAACCCCACGAUCCCAACCACCCCGAAUCCUCUCGCCUCCUCGAUGAAGACAUCUACCAACCCGGCUACGGCUACGGCGCUCUCAACCAAAGUGCCCAAGGCAACCACCCAGACCCUAGCUACCUGAAGCGCGAACGAGAAGCCCUCGAAGCAAUCUGUCAACGAACAUCAGACUCCGUCAUCGACAUCUGGUCCCUCCAACCUCAACCGCACCUCCAACCUCGCGCCACCCUCCCCAGCACCGUUCCCCCUCCUUCAUCCUCCGAUGGCGAUGCGCCACCCGUCAAAGUAAUAACAACUGACUCGCCACCGGCUCGCUCAAAGAAACCCUCCUCGCCGGCUGCAAAGGCAGGCGGCACGGUCCCGAAACACUGGGGGGAAGUGGUGAUAAAUACGCGCAAGAAUCGGUCGCGGCCGGGGUCGAGUACGGAUGAAGACGGUGCUGCUAAAAGGGAUGUAUUCGGAGUGUUGAAGGUUACAUGA
Molecule: messenger RNA, 522 nt
Organism: Aspergillus tubingensis
Lineage: Eukaryota; Fungi; Ascomycota; Eurotiomycetes; Eurotiales; Aspergillaceae
Product: LAMTOR1/MEH1 family protein
Exons: 3
Coding region: 1-522 (173 amino acids)
Biological process (GO): positive regulation of MAPK cascade; cholesterol homeostasis; lysosome organization
Cellular component (GO): Ragulator complex; membrane raft; late endosome membrane
Source: RefSeq, a predicted model, not a curated record